Messenger RNA from Harpia harpyja (harpy eagle), 2892 nucleotides. It is a transcript of the gene ANGPTL3, whose product is annotated as angiopoietin like 3. The record is from RefSeq and is a predicted model, not a curated record. The transcript has 7 exons. Lineage: Eukaryota; Metazoa; Chordata; Aves; Accipitriformes; Accipitridae. Bases 1 to 1509 code for a protein of 502 amino acids. Gene Ontology annotation, biological process: cholesterol homeostasis; triglyceride homeostasis; phospholipid catabolic process.
AUGAAGAGGAGUAUAAAUAGAUCAAAUUCUUCAAUCCAGAACAGCCACACAGCAAAAACUGUUAGUAGGAAAAGUCUCUGCAUCCUGAACAACCACACAGUAUCAGGAGCAGAAAACAUGAAAAUCGUUCUAGCCUUUCUAUUCAUUGCCCCACUUGCUCUUUCAGCUAGAGCUGAGAAGGAUUAUUCCUCCUCUGAUUCUGCUGCACCUCCUGAGACGAAAUCAAGAUUUGCCAUGUUAGAUGAUGUACGAAUCUUAGCCAAUGGACUCCUCCAGCUUGGGCACGGUCUUAAAGACUUUGUCCAUAAGACGAAGGGGCAGAUGAAUGACAUCUUUCAAAAACUUUACAUUUUUGAUAGGUCCUUUUACGAGCUCUCACUGCAAACUAGUGAAAUCAAAGAAGAAGAAGAACAGCUCAGACAAACUACAGCCAGACUGCAAAUCAACAAUGAAGAGAUAAAGAAUCUCUCACAGGAGAUGAAUUCAAAGAUUGAAGACCUCAUACAAAACAAAAUCCAGCUGCAAGAGAAAGUAUGGGGACUGGAAGACAAAGUCACUAAACUGGCCAUUAUCCAGCCUUCGAUGCAAGAGACAAAAGAAAUUUCUUCACUCAAAGCUUUCGUGGAGCAGCAGGACAACCACAUCAAGCAACUUCUCAAAAUCGUAGAGGACCAGCAUGUGCAACUCAACAGACAGCACAAUCAAAUAAUGGAGCUGGAGGACAAGCUAAACCACAUGGAGCUCCAGGAACUCGCAGAGAACUCCUUCACAGGGGAGCAAACAGAACCAGAGGCCAUCCCCUUUCCUGUGCGCAACACCACAGCUGUAACAUACAAAUCUGAUGGUGCCGCUCCUGACUGCACUGCUCUUUAUAACAGCGGCAUGCAGUCCAAUGGUGUUUACACUAUUAAGCCCAACGGCUCAGAAGCUUUCGAUGUCUACUGUGAAAUGAAAUUUGGCAGUUCCUGGACUGUAAUCCAGAACAGAGAGGAUGGAUCACUAGAUUUCAACCAAACCUGGGAUGCCUAUACAAAUGGUUUUGGUGACCUCAAUGAGGAAUUCUGGCUAGGCCUGAACAAGACCUAUUCCAUUACUAAACAAGGGGACUACAUCCUACGGAUUGAGCUGCAGGACUGGAAAGAUAAUAAACGCUACAUCGAGUAUGCAUUCAGCUUGGGAGGUCCCGAAACAGACUAUACUCUCCAGCUUUCACGGAUCUCCGGGAGCAUCCCCAAUGCCCUGCCAGAGCAGACAGAACUGAGGUUCUCAACUGCAGACCGUGACAUGGACGUAAUAAAUGACUUCAGCUGUCCAGAAAACUACCUAGGAGGCUGGUGGCACAGCGAUUGUGAGGAAACCAAUCUUAACGGGAAAUAUGUUGCACCAAGGUCAAGAGGAAGACUAGACAGAAGAAAAGGCUUAUACUGGAAGCCUAAGAAAGGAAGAUACUACUUGCUCAAGUCAACCAAAAUAAUGAUACACCCAACAGAUUUAAAAAGUUUUGACUGAAUGCUCAACCUGAUGCAUUUUAAUCCAGAACAUAUACACUGAACAUUACUACGUCAAAGAAGUUCAUGUUAUGUUUAGUAACAGAUGCAUGUCUAUAUCCAUACACUGUAUGGUGUAUUCUCCAAUACAUAAACCUGAGGCAUUUGCGAUGGUCUUACAGUAUGUUUGGUGAGUAUCUCAUUCCCUCUAGCCCCAAUGUCAACGUGCUGUAACUUUCAGGGAGCUUUUACCUCCCCAGGAUGAAACUCUAAUGCCUAAGAAUCAACCGCUUAUUCAUGUAUUAGAUAAUAUUGCUUGAGGGAAUGGGUUUUCAGGCUGUUGCAUUCGUUUCUGGGUUGUGUAGUAGGGAAGACAAAAAGCAUUUCAGUAAACAAAGGGCUGGCAAAAUGCUACGGAAGACAUUUAGGUAUUACUCUGUAGGAAAAAAAAGCAAUUUUGUUUUGUAAAGUAACUAAUUUGAUGUUUGUUUCAUGUUAUUAUUGUGGAAUGUUUCUAUGAGCAAAUGAAAGAUGGGUAAUUCCCCAUUUUAGGGUUCUGUGUAUUUCCAGACAAAUUUUCAGCAGUGUAGCUCAGGCCAAUCUUCGCUGAAGCACUGUACUCACACAGCUAUAGAUGUGUACACACGCAUCAAGUAAGCCACAGCACAGGCCUAAUCUUUUAGAUGCCACACUUUGAAAAAUAACUUAAGAAUUACGCUUUCUUACUGAAAGCUAAGAGCUAAGCUUCAAAGUUUACUGAAAUGAGUAAGAGAUUUUUUUCUUCUCGUUUGAAAUGGAAUCAGAGCCAUCCCUUUGCAACUUUUUAGUACACUUAACUAAGAAACUAAAUGAAAGACCAAGUGAGCACAUAACAAACCACCUUUCAAAUAGAGAACAGUUGCCUGGGGCAACUCGAAUAGAGUCAAUGGUACCAACCAACAAACCCUGUAGGCACAACCUACGUGACAGUGUUGGUCCUGCUCCUGAGAACACACUUACAUUUGUUUAACUUCAGCUGCAGAAUACUCUAAGGCAGAAGGACUAUUGACAUGCUUGUGGAUGGCCGGCCGUGGAAGUGUUGACUGACAAAGGCCCUGAUUCUGCAGUUACAUUGAGUCAUGUUGACUUGUAUAUCUUACCUAAUCCUUGUACAGUAUGGAUUUUUUAUCUCAACAUUUGGAACCAUACAGAAAAUGGUUUUAAAUUGUAAUUUCUCAGAGUGAACAGUAUGUGCUAAUUACAGAAAAACUGCAAAAUUACUUUUACUUCUCAUGGAUUUAUGAAGAAGAGAUCACACAGUGCUGCUUAUUUGUACUGGUGUAUUGUAAUGUUUAAUUACCUGUCCAACCUCAAUAAAUAAAUAGAUAAAUAAAUAAAUAAAUAAAUUUAACUUUUGAAGACAUGA